Messenger RNA from Debaryomyces fabryi, 1485 nucleotides. RefSeq lists its product as uncharacterized. The coding region runs from base 1 to 1485 and encodes 494 amino acids. Gene Ontology annotation, biological process: proteasome-mediated ubiquitin-dependent protein catabolic process. The transcript has a single exon. NCBI's taxonomy places the organism in Eukaryota, Fungi, Ascomycota, Pichiomycetes, Serinales, Debaryomycetaceae. The record is from RefSeq and is a predicted model, not a curated record. Gene Ontology annotation, cellular component: nucleus. Gene Ontology annotation, molecular function: ubiquitin binding.
AUGGAUGAGCUAGUUACAACAUUUUUAGCAGUCACAGGAAUAGAAGAUGAGUCUACCGCCAAACAGUACUUAGAUAUCACCAAUAAUGAUUUAGAGUACGCAGUUACCUUAUACAUGGAAUCAAACCCACCGGCUAAUGCUUCUGGUCAGAAUGCAUCUCAUGGAAAUGAUGAAGAAUUAGCCCAAAGACUUCAACAAGAAGCCUAUGGACAUGAUGAUUCGGGUGUUAGAGAAGCAGAUACAAAUAUUCAUAGACACGAGACAUUGGUCGAUUCAUUUGGCGGGGGAUUCACGUCAGCACCUCAUAUUAGCAGACCAGGCGAUAUAUUCGGAGCUGGAAGAGUUGGUGUUUUUAACCAAAGAUAUGAUGAUGAUGGAGAUGAAUUUCAUUUUGGUCGGUUCGAGGAAUUGCCAGAUGACAAUGAUGAUGACGAAGAAGAUGAUGAUGAUGAAGUAAUGGUUUUGGAUAGUGAUGGAGAGGUAAUUGAAAGCGAUAGAGAAAGGCCUCUUUCAAGAAGAAGGGUGAACAGGAACGAAAGAAUGAGUGAGUUAACAUCUACACAAAGAAGACUAGCCAAUUUGUUUAGACCUCCAUUUGAUAUAAUGUCUAAAAUCGAUUUGGAUGCAGCAAAGGCAGAAGGUAGACGCCUGAAAAAGUGGAUUUUAAUAAACAUUCAAGAUUCAUCUGAGUUUGCUUGCCAAGUUUUAAAUAGGGAUUUUUGGUCACAACUGAAAAUCAAGAGUGUUGUUCGUGAAAACUUCAUAUUUUUACAGUAUCAACAUGAUUCACCAAAUGGUACAAAUUACAAAAACUUCUAUUCAAUUGAUAAAUAUCCUCAUAUUUCUAUUUUAGAUCCAUUAACAGGUGAACGAGUAUUCAAAUGGACGGAUGGUGAGAUUCCUGAGUCUGAAACUUGGCUUAAGGAAGUUGAUCAGUUUUUGGAUAAAUUCUCGUUAUUGCCGAAUUCGAAUAAUCCAAUUAUUAACCAUGAAGCUAAAUUUGAUCCAGAUGCGUUAACUGAAGAGCAACAAAUUGAGUUCGCCAUGAAGCAAUCGAUUAUUGAUAACCAAAAUGGUGGCACGACCGCUGAUGAUGCUAUCGAUGUUGAUGAACCAAAUGAAGAAGAUGUCCCUGACAAUAAUUCAGUCCCUGAGGAAGAAAAAGACAAGUUUGCAAGUAUACACGCGCUUAAUCACGAAGAACCAAGUGCUGGAAAUUCGGUAACUCGUAUACAGAUUCGCUUUCCAAAUGGAAAAAGACUUAUUCAUAAAUUCAACUAUGAUGAAGAUACAGUAUUAACACUUUACCAAUAUCUCAAGUAUAUUAUAGAAAAUAGUGAUGCUGAAUAUGGUUUGAGUAAGGAUGAUAGGUUUGUUUUAUCCAAUGUUUCUAAUAAGGCUAAAAAGUCACUAAUUGACUCCUUAGAUUCAACAAUUAAUGAAGCUGAGUUGAAAAAUGCAAGUAUCUUAUUAGAGAAAGAAUAA